AUGAAAGUAAUGUGGCAACCGAAACAGGGAGCUGUCGUUCUUGUUGAUGGUUUUUGUGGUGGAUAUUUGUAAUCACAGUCAACUUGUUUUCCUUGUUUGAAAAAGAGGACCAUCACUAUGUCUUACGCUUACCUCUUCAAAUACAUUAUUAUUGGAGAUACGGGUGUUGGGAAAUCUUGCCUUUUGCUUCAGUUUACAGACAAGAGAUUUCAGCCUGUACAUGAUCUUACUAUUGGUGUUGAGUUUGGUGCCCGUAUGAUUACUAUUGAUGGAAAGCAGAUCAAGCUACAGAUCUGGGAUACUGCAGGACAGGAGGCAUUCCGUUCUAUAACGAGAUCCUACUACAGAGGAGCUGCCGGGGCUUUGUUGGUUUAUGACAUCACUAGGAGAGACACUUUCAAUCAUCUGACUACCUGGCUUGAAGAUGCUCGUCAACAUUCUAAUUCCAAUAUGGUUAUCAUGCUUAUUGGGAACAAAAGUGAUCUGGAAUCGCGCCGUGAAGUGAAGAAAGAAGAAGGUGAAGCCUUCGCUCGUGAGCAUGGGCUCAUUUUCAUGGAAACCUCCGCUAAGACUGCUGCCAAUGUGGAGGAGGCUUUCAUCAAUACAGCUAAGGAGAUCUAUGAAAAAAUCCAAGAAGGAGUUUUCGAUAUUAAUAAUGAGGCAAAUGGCAUUAAGAUUGGACCCCAGCAUUCUCCUACUAACCCUAACAUGCCAAUGAGUGGACAGGGAGCCAGUCAAGGAGGUGGUUGCUGCUGAUUCAAGACUUUGUUUUUGUACAUUCUUUCCAAAGCAGUCGCAGUGCAUGUUUUCUACGAGACCUUUAGAAGCCUCCUUUAUGUUGAUCUCAUGAAAACCAGUAUAUGUUUUUCUGGGAAAAACUAAUACUUCGAUUGGCUGGAUCCCAAAUCAUCACUCUUGUAAUUCUUUUAAUAGGGCCAAUAUUUACUUUAUUUCUUAUUAUAUAUUGGGAUUGUUUAAAAGUAAUUAAUUUAUACGCAAAGUCACAUUUAUAUCUAUCUAUAUAUAUGUAUGUAUUAUGUAUAUAUUCUAAGUCAUACAUUGUCUUUGUGACUCAUUUGUUUUUAAGAGAAAGAAGAAAAAUAUUAUUUUAAAGACUGCGGAAAUUCUAAUAAUUGAUUUUGUGUGUAAAGAUUUAUUUGAUGGUAGUUGUAUUUGCCUGAAUCUUUAAGUAUUAUUCAGCCUCAUAAAAAAUAAUUUUUUUUAAAGAAAUUCCAAAGCAUGAAUGGAAAUCCAUUGACUGUAUUCCAUGAUUUUCAUUCAAACCAUUUACUUUGUGCAUCAGUGUUCAGAUUUGAAAAGUCUCGUCAGUUCUGGUUUCAACAGACAUGCUGCGAUGUGAAAACUAUGUCAUAAAAUAUUUUCUUUCAAACUAUAUUUAUUUGCUUGAUAUUAGGAUUUUGUUUUGUCACAUGUUUUGAGUUGUCAGAUCAGAUUUCUUUUUAUCAGAUAAAACAUAGCAAGAAUUUACUGUCAUUUAUUUAUGUAUAUUGGUCCAACCCACCUGUAUAAUUUUUGUGUAUUGAAUAACCAGUUUUAUAAUGUGUGCAUUUUGAAUACACUGUAAUGUGGGUUUAUUGAAUUAAAGUGAAUGUUUUUUGGCUGCCAUUAAAAAUGUCAUUCAUUUAGUGUCCAAAUUUGUACUGACACUUGUGUCUGAAGUGUUAAAGAGUGAUUUUUUUUUUAUUCCCCAUAUCAUAUUCUUCAGAAAUAUAAUAACUUGCUGUUAUUUUAUCAUUCAUAUUAACAUUUAAUUUAAAAUAGACAACUAAAAGUUCUUUAGAAGUGUGAAUCUAAAUCAUAAUAUUAGUACAGAGGCAGCAAAUGUCUUUUGUAUUCUUCUUACUUUUCUAUGCUUCAUAAGUUUUGCAAAAAAAUAUUUAUUAAUAGCACAACCAAGAGUUAUUGGAGAAAAAGUUUAAAAAAAAAAAAAAAAAAAAGAUUUCUUACUAUCAAAUAUAUAACUGAAUUUGGACACAAAAAGUGAGAAAUUUCUCAUUGUAAAUGAAAUUCUAUUAAUGUAUAGACUUUUGUUUAAUACAAUUGAAAAGAUGUCAUAGAUGCUGGUUUCCCCCUUCCCCAUUAAUGUACUGUCUCUUCUAAUAUAAAUACAUAUAUAAUUUUUUUAUAUUCUUUUUAUAUUGAGAAAGCAAAAUGUUUAUUACAUUUAUUUGUGUUAUCAGUGUAUGAAUUUCACUUUUUUUUUUUUUUUUUUUACUGCAAAACACUUAGUUCUGAUUCAGUUGAAGUAAUAUAACUUUAUUUUUAACAACUGCAUGUCUUUGUGUAAAAAUAGAACUCUGUAAUUGAUUGUGAUUGGGAUAAAAUGAUAGCAAUGCUUAAAAUAUAUUAAUCAAAAGGCAUAAUCUGUUGUCUUUUUCAUUACAAUUUUAUAUACUAUUGAUUUAAACUUUCUACACAAUUGUGUCGAAAUCAGCAAGAAUUUUUGAGGUAUUCAUAUAUUAAUGUAGAUUAAACAUCUUAUAAGCACUUUUGUUUUAAUUAAAAAUUAUUAAAUGCAAUUCUAAAAUAUUGGAAUUUUUUGAAUACUUGUGUCAGAAUUCAAACUCUUACUUUACUUGUAAAAAUUUUUGCUUUAUGCUGCUACUUUUUUCCACAAUACUUAAAAGUUCCAAUUAUUUAGGGUUGCCACAUCACCGGGAAACACAGGAAACUUAAAAAUCGUCUAAUAAAACUAGAAAGAUGUGAAAAUUAUCAUAAAAACAGGGAAUUUUAAGUUUCUUAGUUAUUUUUUCCCCCAUCUAAAAUAAUGCUGAUCUUGAAAGAUUGUAAGAAUAAAAGAUCAUAGUCAUAGCUUCCAAAAGUGAUACAAUACAAUUCAUGAUUUUGUGAUUGUUAUGAUUUUGUCUCAUCUCUUUUCUGCUCUCCCCCUAUUUUUCUGUUUUGAUCAGUCAAGUUUCGAUUUGUAAGACAAUUGUUCUUUUUCCGUGAGAUUCCUGAAUUGCAGCUAAGGAGCAUGUGCGAGACUUCUGUAACUGUGUGAAAGAAUGGAAUAUAUUUCUCUGCCAGGAACAUUCAAUCUGUGGAGCCCUGUGGUAUUUAGUACGCCAUAUUUGAGUUUAUUGAAUGGUUUGUUUAUUAUUUUAGAAAGUUUGAACUUAUUCAAAGUAGAUAAGAUAAUUUUUUUUUAAAUAGUGAGCUGCUUAAAAUCCGUAUUUAAUACGAAUUGGAUGGAUACAAAAACAAUCUUGAUAUUGCUGAAUGGGUUCGAGAAGUUCCGCAAAAUCCAUAUUGUUUGCUUUGUAAGAAGAUAAUAAGCCUAAGUAAUAUGGGAAAAAGGCACUUACAAUCAUGCUAAAA
Argiope bruennichi is the source of this 3339-nucleotide messenger RNA. It is a transcript of the gene Rab2, whose product is annotated as ras-related protein Rab-2. Lineage: Eukaryota; Metazoa; Arthropoda; Arachnida; Araneae; Araneidae. The record is from RefSeq and is a predicted model, not a curated record. The coding region runs from base 118 to 756 and encodes 212 amino acids. Gene Ontology annotation, cellular component: Golgi apparatus. Gene Ontology annotation, molecular function: GTP binding; GTPase activity. The transcript is spliced from 8 exons.